UCUCACAGAGAUCAAUUCCCUUUGUAUUCUACUUGUUACUACCAGCAGACGGACGGAAGAGUUCAUCCAUCAGAAAAAGAAACCAAAAAGACGGUUGCCUGCCUCCACUUUUAAUAGUCGAAACGGUUUUGAAUAAUCCUCGAUAAGCGACUGGUUUCAAGUUUGGGGGAGAUUUUGCAACCGGCUUGUGCAAUCCGGAACGACGACGCAAGAACAAGGAGAGGAAAUCGAUCUGAAAGGACGACCGAGACAAGGGAAACAAUUGGAUAAUAAUUUGCAUUUACGUGCUCCUUCUAAUCAUUGAAAGGCUUUCGAGCUCCCCACCAGUUCACCUUCGAGCGGGCCUGCAUCCGCGUCCAUGUCCACUGUUGAACCAUCAUUAUUAAACCCUGCCUCUCCGCCUAGCAAGAAGCCUAGAUUGAGUGCCGCAGGAGGAAGUUGUUCAAAUUCAGCCUCGUCGGUGGUAGGAGACAAUAGCCCGGGGACCUUACCGUCUGCAGCACCUGUUGAAAUGAAUAACGUUGCCACUAACGGAUCGUCCGCUAAUAACAACGGAGCAGCAAUGGCGAACGGAGCAGGGAUCGACGAAAAUCUGUAUUCCAGACAACUCUAUGUCCUCGGAAAAGAAGCUAUGGCACGGAUGGCGGCGUCAAAUAUCUUAAUCUCUGGACUGGGCGGACUGGGAGUGGAAGUGGCUAAAAAUGUGAUUCUCUCUGGAGUCAAGUCUGUCACUUUGCAAGAUGCCACCACUACAACCUGGGAUGAUCUAAGUUCUCAGUUUUAUUUGAGAAAAGCCGACAUUGGGAAGAACCGGGCAGAACAAUGUCUCAAACAUUUAAGCGAACUGAAUCCUUAUGUAUCAGUUCUCACUUCGAAGGAACCACUAACUCCGGAACUCAUAGGAAAAGAAAAAUACAGCACGGUCGUCGUCACCGAGAGUAGCGGAGUUUCCAACUUGCUCGAAAUUGGAAACUGGUGUCACGACAAUGGGGUUUCUUUCAUCUUGGCUGAAACAAAGGGACUUUUCUCAAGAAUUUUUUGCGACUUUGGCCCAGACUUCAGCGUGCUUGAUGUCAACGGUGAGAAUCCUGUGACGACACUGAUUGCUGGCGUGACCAAGGAAGAACAAGGGGUGGUCACGUGUCUCGACGAAAGCCGACAUGGAUUGGAAGACGGAGAUUUUGUCAAGUUUUCCGAAGUUCAAGGCAUGACUGAACUUAAUGAUCAUGCUCCCAUCCAGAUCGAGGUGACAGGCCCGUACACUUUUAAACUAAAGUUUGAUACGAGAGGAAUGACGGACUAUAUUCGAGGGGGAGUCGUCACUCAAGUAAAAAUGGUGAAGAAAUUGUCCUUUAAACGGUUGGAGGAAUCCAUCGCCGCUCCAGAAUACAUAAUUGCAGACUGGGGAAAGCUAGACCACACCGAGACGAUCAACAUUGCCUUUCAAGCCUUGGAUGCAUUCGUCAAUCAAUACAGCCGCCGACCUCGUCCAUACAACGCUGAGGAUGCUGACAAUUUUGUGAAGAUAGCUACCGACUUGGCUAAUAGGAUGGAAGUCACGCUUAAUGUGAAAGUUGCCCGGAUUUUUAGCUUCAUUUGCUCCGGACAAGUCUGUCCUAUGAAUGGAUUCGUGGGUGGCGUCGUGGCUCAAGAAGUCAUGAAAUCUGUGAGCGGAAAAUUUCACCCUCUCUUCCAAUGGAUGUUCUUUGAUUCAAUUGAGUGCCUUCCGUUCGAGUUUGAUGGUGAAACCGGUGCGUUGACGAGUACAUUGGACGAGACAGAUUUCCAGGGGAGCGGGUCGCGGUACGAUGGACAGAUUGCAGUUUUUGGGAAAAAGUUUCAACAAUCUUUAGGAGAUGAAAAGUGGUUUGUGGUCGGAGCGGGUGCAAUCGGAUGCGAACUCUUAAAAAAUUUUGCAAUGAUGGGACUCGGUGGUGGUGACAAGGGAAAAAUUUUUGUGACUGACAUGGACUUGAUUGAGCGGUCCAACCUAAAUCGUCAAUUUCUCUUCCGCCCCAAAGACGUCGGUCAGGCCAAGUCAGUCUGCGCUGCACAAGCUGUGCUAGAAAUGAACCCCGGAAUUACCAUCGAACACCAUGUCAACAGAGUCGGUCCCGAAACGGAAGCAACGUACAAUGACGAUUUCUUUGAAAAUUUGAGUGGAGUGGCCAACGCAUUAGACAAUGUCGACGCCCGAAUUUAUAUGGACCGUAGAUGUGUCUACUAUCGGAAACCUCUCCUGGAAUCUGGAACGUUAGGAACUAAAGGAAAUACGCAAGUCGUCAAUCCCAACAUGACAGAGAGCUACAGUUCGAGCCAAGACCCGCCCGAAAAAAGUAUUCCAAUCUGUACUCUGAAAAAUUUUCCAAACGCAAUUGAACACACUUUGCAAUGGGCACGAGACUUGUUUGAGGGAAUCUUUAAACAAAGUGCGGAGAAUGCGGCUCAAUUUUUAAGUGAUCCCCGAUAUUUGGAGAGAACCCUAAAGCUGCCGGGUAGUCAACCGUUAGAGAUAUUGGAAUCAGUUAAAAAGUGCUUGAUGGAUGAUCGACCGAAAGAUUUCCAAGGGUGCGUGACCUGGGCAAGAUUGUUGUGGGAGGAUUCGUUCAACAACACAAUCCAACAGUUGCUAUUUAACUUUCCCCCGGACCAAACGACCAGCACGGGACAGCCGUUUUGGUCAGCCCCCAAGAGAUGCCCGAAGGCAAUGACUUUCAGCACUGAAGAUGACUUGUGUGUAGACUUUGUCUUCGCUGGGGCCAACUUGAGGGCAGAAAUGUACGGAAUUCCGCAAGUUAGGGAUAGGACACUUGUUGGUAACAUGGGUGCUGCUGUUCAUGUUCCAGUAUUCCAGCCAAGGACAGGUGUGCGGAUCGCUUUAACUGAAGCUGAAGCCCAGUCACAGUCUGGAACUCUUGAUUCGGAUCGUUUGGAGGAGUUGAAGACUACUUUGGAAAACCGUGUAGAUUUCCAGGGACUGAAGAUCACUCCAAUCGAAUUUGAGAAGGAUGACGACUCCAAUCUUCACAUGGACUUCAUCGUUGCUGCAUCCAACGCCAGAGCCACCAACUACUCGAUUGAGCUGGCUGAUCGUCUCAAAUCGAAACUGAUUGCUGGGAAAAUCAUCCCUGCAAUCGCCACAACAACCUCUGUCGUGUCGGGACUCGUCUGCUUGGAACUCAUCAAGCGUGUCGGGGGAGAAACCAACAUUGAAAAGUACAAGAACGGCUUUGUGAAUUUGGCUCUUCCAUUUUUCGGAUUUAGUGAGCCGGUCGCCGCCCCCAGGCUCACAUAUCACGACACGCAAUUCACUUUAUGGGAUCGAUUUGAAGUUCAGGGAGAGAUGACCCUGAAGGAAUUUUUGGACCAUUUCAAGGAUCGCUACAACCUUGAAAUCACCAUGUUGAGUCAAGGCGUCUGUAUGCUGUACUCUUUCUUUAUGCAGAAGGAAAAGAGGGAGGAGCGAUUAAAAUCUCCGCUGGUGCAGGUGGUAAGGGAGGUAUCCAGGAGACCCAUCGAACCGCACGUGAAGGCUCUUGUAUUCGAACUUUGUUGCAAUGAUAGGGACGGGGAAGAUGUCGAAGUACCAUACGUCCGCUAUGAAAUACCACCCUCUCAACUAAAUAAUGCCUAAUGAGGAAUGAUUUUAAAUAGUAAUCUAAUAAUAUUUAUGAUUUUUUGCAUUCUCAUCUUAUAACUAUUGAUAUACGAUGUUGUAAUAUUAAUGAUAAUAAUUGGGUGUGUGGUGAUGUGUGGCUUAUCAUUAAUUUGGCAUUUGUGAAAUGAUAGAUGAUCCAAAUUGUACACAAUUCUUGUCAAAAAUUGUAAACUGGUAAUAAAAAUUGAUUUGCAGCAAUGAACA
Folsomia candida is the source of this 3862-nucleotide messenger RNA. RefSeq names its product ubiquitin-like modifier-activating enzyme 1. The record is from RefSeq and is a predicted model, not a curated record. Gene Ontology annotation, molecular function: SUMO activating enzyme activity. Gene Ontology annotation, biological process: protein sumoylation. Bases 359 to 3634 code for a protein of 1091 amino acids. Lineage: Eukaryota; Metazoa; Arthropoda; Collembola; Entomobryomorpha; Isotomidae. Gene Ontology annotation, cellular component: cytoplasm; SUMO activating enzyme complex. The transcript has 9 exons.